Molecule: messenger RNA, 688 nt
Organism: Populus euphratica (Euphrates poplar)
Lineage: Eukaryota; Viridiplantae; Streptophyta; Magnoliopsida; Malpighiales; Salicaceae
Product: mitochondrial pyruvate carrier 1-like
Exons: 5
Coding region: 108-437 (109 amino acids)
Biological process (GO): pyruvate import into mitochondria
Cellular component (GO): mitochondrial inner membrane
Source: RefSeq, a predicted model, not a curated record
UUAAAAUUACUAUUCAACGUCUCUCUCUCUCUCUCUCUCUCUCUCAUUUUGCUUCUCCAAUCAUCUUCAGCUUCUUUCUGGUUUUUGAGGGGAAGCAGUUGUUUUCAAUGGCUGCUUACUUCAGAACAUUCUUGAACAGUCCCGUUGGUCCGAAGACAACUCACUUUUGGGGACCUGUUGCCAACUGGGGAUUUGUUGCUGCUGGGUUGGUGGAUAUGAAAAACCCCCCGGAAAAGAUUUCAGGAAAUAUGACAGGAGCUAUGUGUGUUUGCUCGGCAUUGCUUAUGAGGUUUGCGUGGAUGGUACAGCCUCGAAACUAUCUACUUCUAGCAUGCCAUGCUUCAAAUGAGACCGUGCAGCUCUAUCAAUUGUCCCGUUGGGCAAAGGGCCAGGGGUACUUGCCAUCGGAGAAAAAGGAGGAAACCAGAUCCCAGUAACUUGAUGCAACUGCUUUUGCUGCCCUGUUUCCAGUUAAUUUUAUCAUCAUUUCUGAAGAAAUUUGUUGUGAUUUCAUGUUUCGAAUCCCCUGGAUCAACUUUGUUAUCACAUGUAUAACCAUGCAGCAGCUUGUUUAUCUUGGUUUUCACCCCACAAGCCAUGGUGCAGAUUUGACCUUUUUGUCUAUGAUGCACUAGUCAGGAGGGAUAAUAAAAUUAUGGUUCAUAAAUCAUUUACACGUUCGAAACCA